CUCCGUCUUUGCCGCUGUUUACCAAGGCUCAUCAUCGCUUGUGUCCGGCUACCACUUGCUGCUUGGCUGCACUGGUUUGUCUAAUGCAUUAUUUCCCAAGUUAUUCCCACUUGUCUUCCGUAUAAACCCUGGCAGAGACUCUUCGUUAUGUAAGAUCUCCUUUCCCGAGUGCCCGAAUCGCCACUGCUCGGAGUUGUCCCUGCGACACAUGUCUCCCCGGCGUUACGACGCUUACCUCCUCUUCUAGACGGACCCUGCUAGAUCUUGGACGAGACCACAAAUAAAGUCAUCUUCUCAAAACUCCAUACACUUUCUUUGUACCCUCCCCCGGAAACCGUCACAACACCAAGGCGACGAUGAUGAGAAGGGCUGCCGCGCGGGCAGUUACCCGUAGGGUUCCUCUCCCCCGACCAACCUCGACCUCAGCCAUCGCCCUGCGCUGUAUCUCAACUACACCUAGAAUGGCCCAGGCCCCCGCGAACCCAUUCUCCUCCGGUUCCCCGCCCAGCGAUGCCUUCCAAUUGCUGCCCGAGUCUAAGAAGGCCGGCGCUGCCGAAGACGAACUGUACGAAGCCCAGAUCAAGGAGGUCGAGGCAUGGUGGCAGUCGCCAAGAUACCAUGGCAUCAAGCGACCCUAUAGCGCUGCCGAUGUCGUCUCGAAGCGCGGCUCGCAACAUCAGUCGUAUCCCAGCUCCGUCAUGGCGAGGAAGCUCUUCAACCUCGUCAAGGAGCGGGAGGCUGAGGGGAAGCCCAUCCACACAAUGGGCGCCAUUGACCCCGUUCAAAUGACGCAACAAGCCCCUCAUCAGGAAGUUCUCUACAUCUCGGGCUGGGCCUGCUCCUCGCUCCUCACGUCCACCAACGAGGUGUCUCCCGACUUCGGCGACUACCCCUACAAUACCGUGCCGAACCAAGUCCAGCGACUCGCCAAGGCGCAGUCGAUGCACGACCGGAAACAAUGGGACGCCCGCCGGAAGCUGAAGCCCGAGGAGCGCGUAGAGACGCCGUACGUCGACUACCUGCGGCCCAUCAUUGCCGACGGUGACACCGGCCAUGGCGGCCUCUCCGCCGUUCUUAAGCUCGCCAAGCUCUUCGCCGAGAACGGCGCCGCGGCGGUGCAUUUUGAGGAUCAGCUCCACGGCGGUAAGAAGUGUGGGCACCUGGCCGGCAAGGUCCUGGUGCCUAUCGGAGAGCACAUCAAUCGGCUCAACGCCGCCCGCUUCCAGUGGGACGUCAUGGGCUGCGAGAACCUCGUGAUUGCCCGCACCGACUCGGAGAGCGGUAAGCUCAUCAGCAGCGCCAUUGACGUGCGCGAUCACGAGUUCAUCCUCGGCGUCGCCGACCCGGCCAUCGAACCCCUCGCCGAGACCAUUCAGGCCAUGGAGGCCAAGGGCGCCGCCGGCGCCGAGAUCGACACUUUCGAGGCCGACUGGGUCAAGAACACCAGGCUCGUGACCUUUGACGAGGCCGCUGUCGGGCACAUGCAGAAAGAGGGCGUCUCCCAGGACAAGAUUGACGCGUACCUCGAAAGGGUGCGCUCGGAUCGCGACCUGGGCAUCUCCCAGCGCCGCAAGCUCGCCAACGAGCACACAUCGACCCCCGUCUACUUCUCAUGGGACGUCCCCCGCACCCGCGAGGGCUUCUACCACUAUCGCGCCGGCAUGGACGCCGCGACGAAGCGCGCCAUCGCCUUUGGUCCGUACGCAGACCUCUUGUGGGUCGAGACGGGCGACCCCAACGUUGAGGUCGCGUCGACACUCGCCCGGUCUGUCCGAGGGGUGUAUCCCGGCAAGGGCCUCGUCUACAACCUCAGCCCGUCAUUCAACUGGAUGGCGCAUGGCUUCACCGAUGAGACGCUCAAGAGCUUCAUCUGGGACAUUGCCAAGGAGGGCUUCGUGCUGCAGCUCAUCUCCCUUGCCGGCCUACACUCCAACGCGACUAUCACUAAUGAGCUCGCUAGGGACUUCAAGAAGGACGGCAUGUUGGCCUACGUCAACAUCGUCCAGAGGCGCGAGAAGGAGGGUGGCUGCGAUGUCUUGACGCAUCAGAAGUGGAGCGGCGCGGGCUACAUUGACGGCAUCUUAGGGGCGAUUCAGAGCGGCAGCUCCAGUAGCAAGAGCAUGGGUGAAGGCAACACCGAGAGCCAGUUCCAUUAGAGAGAGCGCAAUUUUGACUGCAGUGCAUGGGGUGGCGUUGCAGGUUUACAAUUUUUUUAUGGUCACUCGUCUUGUAAUAUUUCAUGAUGUUACUUCAGCAAAAAGCAAGUACAAAUGGUUUCUGUGUCUUUCGGAAACCAUACAAAUUAACCUACACAAGCCCGUCGAGUGCAUUUGAGCCAAAGCAAAGGAAAAAAGUUUGCCAAUUGAAUAAUGUAGUCUAUUCACAGUUUCAUCAUCAUGACCCUCCAUCGGGUCCCUCCCCCUGGUUGUCUUGCCAAGCGCCUUAAACUCCAGUCCUGUGCCGUAUCAUUUCGGGAACAUCGCAAUCAAAUAAGCCAUUUCGCACUCUUACUCGAGGCUGGUGCGGCUGGCGUUGUUGAUGGGCGCGGGCGUUGCGGGGCCUUCGGGGGUGACGUAGGCCUUGGUCAUGCCGCCGUCGACAACCAUGUCAUGGCCGUUGACGAAGCUCGACUCGUCACUCGCCAGGAAAAGGACGGCCUGGGCCUGCUCAAUGGCCUCGCCGAAGCGGCCGGUGGGAAAGUGCACCUCGCGGCGCAUGCGCUUGGGGACGUCGUCGCCGAGCCAGUCCUGCAACAGCGGGGUGUUGAGAGGGGCGGGGCAGAGCGAGUUGAAGCGGUAACCCUCGCGAGCGUGGACCAUGGCGAGCUCGCGGGUGAGAGCGAGAACGGCGCCCUUUGAAGCCGUGUAGGCAAGCUGAGGGGUGGCAGCGCCAACGAGGGCGACGACAGAGGCGGUAUUAAUGAUGGAGCCCUUGCUCUUGUUGUUGCGGCGCAGGGCGAGAACGGCGUGCUUGCUGCCGAACCAGACGCCCUUGACAUUGAUGUUCUGGGUCAGAUCCCAAAUCUCCUCGGGGGUGUUGACAGCAUCGUCGUCACGGGCGUGCAUGAUACCAGCGUUGUUGAACAUAAUAUCGAGGCCACCCCAGGCAUCGACCGAGUCGACGAGGGCCUUGAUCUGGUCCUCCUUGGAAACAUCGGUGAUCUAUUCCAGCGUAGCAAAAGCUGUCAGUUCAAGGAACAAUGGGAGUUGAGCAUCGUGUGGUGAUGGUGGUUGUCGCAUGUGAAGCGGAUGAGGACGGUGACGCAAACGGGAAUGAUGGGAUGGGUGAAUGAUUGAUGGAUUGAUGGCGGGGCACAGCGGGGUAGUUGUGCAAUUUUAAUUGGGAAUGUGCAAAGUGCGCGGUGCAGUGAGCGCGUGCAGCAAGCAGCGUGAACGGGUGUGUCGGCGGAGUCUCGGAGAGGCGGGAAUGGAAUCUUCCAACACCUCCCAUUCGCAGUGUGCAGACGUACCUUGGUCUCGACCCUCGCGGACG
This is a messenger RNA of Colletotrichum destructivum, 3492 nucleotides long. Its product is annotated as Putative isocitrate lyase, pyruvate/Phosphoenolpyruvate kinase-like domain superfamily. The record is from RefSeq and is a predicted model, not a curated record. Bases 357 to 2156 code for a protein of 599 amino acids. Gene Ontology annotation, molecular function: methylisocitrate lyase activity; isocitrate lyase activity. Lineage: Eukaryota; Fungi; Ascomycota; Sordariomycetes; Glomerellales; Glomerellaceae. Gene Ontology annotation, cellular component: mitochondrial matrix. The transcript is spliced from 2 exons.